AUGAGUUCAGCAGCAGCGGCGAGCAAAGCCUGGAUGGUGGCGGCGAGCAUCGGGGCGGUGGAGGCACUUAAAGAUCAAGGGAUAUGCCGAUGGAAUCACGCCAUGAGAUCAAUCCACCACCACGCCAACUCCAAACUCAGGUCCCUCGUCUCCGCUAGAAACCUUUCCCCUGCUUCAUCCUCUGCUUCAGCUGGGGAGAUGGCGAACAUCGGUGGAGCUCUGAAGAAAACAGAGUCCUCUUUCGACAGGGUAAUGGGGUUAAGCUGUUAUGGUCCCACCACCACCAGAUUCUGA
Linum tenue is the source of this 294-nucleotide messenger RNA. The record is from the annotation of a GenBank genome assembly. NCBI's taxonomy places the organism in Eukaryota, Viridiplantae, Streptophyta, Magnoliopsida, Malpighiales, Linaceae.